CACCCCCCUGACGCACUACGGUUCCUCAAGGGUGGACUGCAUCACCACUUGGGCUGGCUGAUACUCACUGUCUCGCCCUGGUAUACAUAGCCGCAUGCCCUUGGGCCAACACCCACCGAUCCCACUUCUCGAUCGGCUUCUCAGCCCAACAUGCCUGUCUUUACACCGCGACCACGCCUCUUCUUGCGCGACGUCAGCACCACCAUCAGCACCACCAGCAGCAACGGCAGCGAGACUCCUAGUCAGGGUUACAACGUCAGCCUAGGCUUGGAGACCGAGUCACAUCCUCGCGGCGCUCUCGACAAGCUGCUCUGCACACAUAUAUACGCAGUCGCAUUGAUCGCUCUACUCGCGGCUGUGGUUGCUGCUGUUCGCUUCUCCCUGUUCUCCAGGAUCGCAAGUGCCAGCCGACUCAAAGGGAGGACAGUGCCCUCACCCCCUUGUGCAGGCUCACGGCCGACCUCGCUAGGCCUCACCACCCCCGCAACUAGUGCCAAAUCAGAAAGUGGAUGCGGCCGUCAAGGUGGUGGGUGUGAGAAAGAAGGCAUAAGCAGCGCGCAGCCAAACGAGUGGCUGCGUUGGGGCAUUUUCGAGCCAUCCAACUUGGCGCGUCGUGCCGGUGGGUUCGGGGAGAGCACCGUCCCUCGGGCUCCGCUCUCACCACCUCAACAGCGACAGAAGCAACAACAACAACGACAGCCACAGGAUCAAGGGUCCCGUCAUCAUCAGACAUCCUGUGAAAUGGUCGACGCCCGGUCACGUGGAGUCAGCACCAAAGAGGACGGGGCUAGGUCAGGCGUCCACUUAACUCGGACACGGUCUGCUGCUGCUGCUGCUGCUGCUGAAAAGGCUGCGGGUCAGCCCUAUAGGGUGCCCCCUCCCAACCCCUCAUUCUUCCCCCAGUCGCAAGCGACACUUGAGCCGGAUGUCGGGCCCCAGGACGUGCCGACUAUGGAAGGUGGCGAUAGCUGGUCAGGGGCUCCGGCCCUGGACGCCCGCGCAUCUCGGCAAGCUCGCUCGGGUGCCUCGUCGACGGCUAUAUGGGGCGGCAGUAGUGCCACCGUCGCCCACCAUGUGCCUGGCACCAUCUCGUCAGGGUCGGCAUCGUGGUCGGUUGCGGCCGGCCUUGAACCAGCCCCGGGCGUGACGCAGGACUCUUUCAACAGCAACUACAACUCGGACUUCGGCCACGCGCAGCUAGGCCAGGCUACUCCUCAACAAUUCGGGGGUGCGCCGGCGUCCCCAGACCCCACGUCUCACUUCCCGGCCGCCUUUGCCUUUCAGGACCGACGUCCCACAUAUGCCGCCUCGAUACCGCCCGAACUGGGCGGCGGCGACGCAAGGCUGUCCUUUAUCCACCAGCCGAACCCUGACUACAUGUCUGCUGGGAUGCCAUCCAUGGGGCAGCCCUCGGACACAACCUCUUUCUCUCCUCAGUCCUCAACAUCGACCUCGGCCGGGUUUGCCACUGGGGGCUCUUACGCUGGGCGUUGGACACCACGCAGGAGGAGCUAUAAUCGAAUGGUGUCAUCCGGGUCAGAACCCGACGCUGCACCGACCACCUAUGGGACAAGUGGAGGGGACCUUGGCUAUGAGGACGUGCAGCAGUGGCAAACAACCGGCUUCUCAACUUACCCGUCUCUUCAGCACUUUGCCCCGUUGUCUUUUCCCGGGACGGACGCGACGUAUCUCCCACCACCACCGCCUGGGUCCGGCGACUACGGCCGCGACACGACCUUUUUCGAUCACCACUACCAGCAAUACCCCCAGCCGUCAGCGCAGCAACAUCACGGCCAUUACGACGCGACGGGUCUGCCGUCACACCACGAGCAGGACCAAGGCCACGGAGGGAUGAGUGCCCAUGUAGAGACUGCGUCGAUGGACGACGAGUCCAGCGCCAGCUGGAAGAGACACACACGUGUGCACGACGGUGGCGUCUGUCUAGCCUGUCUGGCCAAUGGCGGUGGCUUUUACGGCGAUACGGUGCCGUUGGAGGAGAGGCGACCGCGAUAGAAGUUUGCGGCACCUUGCUCCGAGGCACGCGUUAUGACGGCGAGAGCGUUGGUCCAAUUGCCGUCAAUUCAAGUUGGCAUGCAUUGUCGCACAGUCAAAAGAGGGGAAUUAAAGAAAGAAAACCCCCAAGACGAGGAUUCCGGGUCGGUGGACGACACAAAAAGAAGGGACCCCAAAAAAGAAGCACAUGUGCGGUGCAAGGAAGCCUGGAUGGUCGUCGUUUCCCCUCUCACAUGACAGACGCGGAAUUUCGUAUGCGCCGGCGCGGGCACUCCCUCUGCAUAAGAUUACCGGCUUUGUGAGUGGUGGCAGCGUGGGGGUUGGUGGGCGUAGGCACAACAAGCACGCACGCGCACAAGGACGCGCCCACACGCCACCCACCUCCCCAGGGUUGCCCAGGGUUGCCCCGCUGGCGAGGACGUCAAGGGGGCAAGCGAAGCGGCAGACCAAGAACCAACAGAAUCCAAGACAUGCGGCUCGGAGCUUGCCGUCCGGCGCCACCACCGGUGUGACGGCCAACGACGGUUCGCAUGCAUUCCAGUCAACCGAGUCCUCACGUGGUUCCUCACCGGUUUCCGGCAAGGCUCCCUCGACUCUGAUAUUUACCUUUAUAUUUUGUCUUACCCAGCUGCCUCGUCUAGUGUUUGCGCUUUUCCGCCAUCUUCUGUCAAAAUCCAUUUUACCCCUAUCCAAUUUUUUCUGUUCGGGCUUCAUGGACAACUUUUGCUGGCACUCCUAGUAUCUCGACCGCUCCACUGCAACGGGCGUAGUAUACUUGGAUGACAGUGGGCUUUUCUUUCGCCAUUUUUUUUUUUUUUGGAUUGGAAUUUUUGUUCUUAUUAUCAGCUGAUGCACCGCCCAGCCCUCGAAACUGUGGCUACCAUUUUCUCUGCCGUUUUUUUUUCUUCUCUUUUUCUUUUUGCAUCCCUUGCUUUUACCAAAACCUGUUCGAUUUCAUGCUUCACCUUUCUGGCAUCUCCGCUGUUGCUCAUGGCGUCUUGAGCAUUCUCAGAGAACAAGCUGCUCUCUUUUCUUUCAAAUCAUUUCUCCUGCGCACUGCACUCACAAUCCAGAUUAUGAUGUUACGACCCUUUUUUAGAUUGUCAUGUCUAUAUACAUUUUUCCAAGUUGCUCUUGUCAGCUCGUAUAAUGGCUCUAUGCAUCGUGUUUGUUUUUUAUACCCUUGAGCAUGUUUCUGACCCUAUCGUUUGUGCUGCUUGGAUUUGAGCGUUUUAAUAUUACGAUAUGGUAAAGUAACAGAGGGCUAGUUAGAUUAAUCAGGUAUCAAUAUUAACAAGGA
Messenger RNA from Gaeumannomyces tritici R3-111a-1, 3313 nucleotides. RefSeq lists its product as hypothetical. NCBI's taxonomy places the organism in Eukaryota, Fungi, Ascomycota, Sordariomycetes, Magnaporthales, Magnaporthaceae. The transcript has a single exon. The record is from RefSeq and is a predicted model, not a curated record. The coding region runs from base 151 to 2013 and encodes 620 amino acids.